Molecule: messenger RNA, 2406 nt
Organism: Uranotaenia lowii
Lineage: Eukaryota; Metazoa; Arthropoda; Insecta; Diptera; Culicidae
Gene: shams
Product: glucoside xylosyltransferase 1
Exons: 5
Coding region: 521-1654 (377 amino acids)
Biological process (GO): protein O-linked glycosylation via N-acetylgalactosamine
Molecular function (GO): UDP-xylosyltransferase activity
Source: RefSeq, a predicted model, not a curated record
CACUUGCACCCCUCUGAUCCUAAGUGCCUCAAUUUUGAAUUUUGAAUUUUGAAUUUCGAAUUUUGAAUUUCGAAUUUUGAAUAAAUCAAUCAUAACAAUUAUCUGGCGUCACUUCCCGUGAGCAAAACGGAAUCCCUAAAACAUUAUUUUCGAGUUUUCCAAUAAGAAUGGUGUUGAUGUCAUUGCCAAACACACGUUCGUUUGUGGUUUAUGUUUUCGGAUCACGCAUCAUAAAUGUAGCAUAAGUCGACAACCUCCGUUGAGUGGGAGUUAUUGUUGAAUAAAUCCGGUUUAGUUUGAUACGCUUGUUCGUAAAAAGCAUCAGCUAGCAACAAGUAGUUCCGCAUCCAUGAGAAACUUCUUCAGUGCCAUUAUUUAUUCAAAUCCUCAAACUAGCUGCUCUUCGGUCGUCACAGAAGCAGACGAUUAUGCAGUUCAAUAGAAAGAUGAUGGUUCGAUAUCAGUAAGAAGCAGCUUGAGAAAUUCUUACAACUUUGAACUAAUUAGCGGGCUCUCAAUAAUGAAAGUCUAUCGAUACUUAAUUGUGCUGGUAUUGACAUCGUUUUUGCUGAUAUGGUACUAUAUUCUUCGAGUCAAUGGAGGAUUCUUAAAUGGAUUUACCGGAGGACCUAACUCGACACUUGGCUUUGCUGCUGCCAAUCGUAAAAUCAAUCCGCGACCAGCAGUUUCCAAUCAUAAUGGAACCGAGAUAGCGAUUGUCGUUGUAGCAUGUGGGGAACGCCACAACGAGGCCCUAAACAUGAUCAAAUCAGUGCUCAUGUUCAACCGGAACCAGGCUCCGGUGCGGUUUGUCAUCGUGGCCGAAGAGAACCUGAAGCAAAACUUUGUGGAAAAACUCGACGACUGGCAGGAGUUCACCGAGAACGUAUUCAGCUACGAGAUCCAUUCCCUAACCUUCCCGGAGUCGGAUCGAGACGAGUGGAAAAAGCUGUUCAAACCUUGUGCUGCUCAGCGAUUGUUCCUUCCGUCCUUGCUCACACAUAUCGACUCGGUGCUGUACGUCGAUUCGGACACUAUUUUCCUAUCCUCCGUUCGAGAGCUGUGGUCCAUGUUUGGCCGAUUCAACUCGUCUCAGUUUGCCGGAAUGGCCCCGGAGCACGAGGACAAAAAUGCCGGCUGGUACAAUCGAUUCGCCAGGCAUCCGUACUACGGAGAUCUGGGAGUAAAUUCGGGCGUCAUGCUGAUGAACCUUACUCGAAUGCGGGAAUUCCAAUGGGAACAACACAUCAUGCCCAUCUACAAGGAGUACCGCCUUAAGCUCGUUUGGGGCGACCAAGACAUCAUCAAUAUCCUGUUCCACCAUCACCCGGAUCGGUUGUUCGUUUUCCCCUGCGACUGGAACUAUCGAGCCGACCAUUGCAUGUACAUGAGCUUAUGUGAGGCGCCCGGAGGCAUCAAGAUAGUGCACGGCAAUCGUGGCUACUUCCACUCGCUGGUUCAGCCCAUCUUCAAUCUGCUCUACUCGACGAUCGAAGAGUAUGCCUUCCGCACCGAUGUUCAUUCCAACUUCAUACGCACAAUCGAGGACUCGCUGGUACUGCCAAGCAAUUCCAACUGUGAUAAGCUGCUAGAGAAGUUUCUGCAGGAUCCCAAAAAAUAUUUCAAACAGAACCAGUAUGUCGAGGAUACUUAACGACGGCAAGCUGAUGAGAAGCGAAUGUUAAUGUAAGGAGAAGGUUGGUCGCAACUUAUCAGUUAUGUUAGUUCCUUUCAUGAAGUUUUAAAAUUAGCGACAGUAAUUUGAUUGCAAAAAUUGAUUGUUCCGUUUAUAACUAAUCGAUCCUUUAUCAAUUUGGUUGUUGUUGCUAUCCUCAAUUUGAAGUAAGUAUUACUGUACGUAAGAAAUUUGUCAAUCCAAAAUACUCGUGUAAUAUCAUAUUCGACUUUUUUCAUCGUUAACGAAAAGUUUUAAAGAAAAUAAUAAAGAAAACCAAUUUGGUAGAAUUAACUUUGCUAUUGGCUAAACAAAUUGGCUAAAUAUCAGAAGCUGUUAUCAAUGCAAAUCAAAACUUAGCAGUGGUGGUUUCCAUGAGAUUGAACCUCAAACGAUCGAAAUGCUGAAAUGCAACAAUAUCUCUUAAAAAAUUAGGAACGCGCCUUCUAGUACAGUAGGUUAUCGUGAAAAGUUUAUAAAACUCGCGUUAGACAAUACAUACCUAGGAUAUGUUGACCUGUUUUACGUUGUACGUUUGACCUUUCCAGGGUUCAACAGUUAAUUAGAGAUAAGAAAAGUAACAGUAUAGGUUUCAUCCGUUUUAGUUCUUAAGCGAAUGUGAAGGAUUUCAGUCGGUUUUUCAAAUGUAUUGUGUUGGAUUUCACAGCCUCCCGGCUUCAACUGAAAGUUGAAGUUUUAUAUGGUUGUAAAUAAAGUUUUUUUUACUCUUA